This is a messenger RNA of Dipodomys ordii (Ord's kangaroo rat), 2433 nucleotides long. It is a transcript of the gene Olfml1, whose product is annotated as olfactomedin-like 1. NCBI's taxonomy places the organism in Eukaryota, Metazoa, Chordata, Mammalia, Rodentia, Heteromyidae. Gene Ontology annotation, biological process: signal transduction. The record is from RefSeq and is a predicted model, not a curated record. The transcript has 3 exons. The coding region runs from base 318 to 1523 and encodes 401 amino acids.
CCCCCGACCCAGGAAGCAGCCUGCAACCAGUAGUGUCGGAGAGGGUCCGCAUAUGUCAAAGGUGAGGGCAGCAGAUGUCAGACCCAGAGAGCUCUCUGUACCAAGUGAGCCUGUAAGGCCUCCAGGGACAGACUUGCUAACAGCUGGACUUGAUCACUGAGAUCAUACAUUGGGUGGGAAUAACAAGCAGACAUUGCUCUCCUGCUGUACCAAAACAUUGUUCUUCAAGGAUUUGCCUCAGCAGCGGCUAGAAAACAGACUACCCCCUGGACCCUUGAGUCUUCUUUGAGAAAUUCCACUCCUGGGGAGUCUGCAGCAUGAUGGUGGCUCUUCCGGGAACUUCUGCAGUGCUGGUUCUGUCCCUGGCAGCAUUUCUACCUCCACCACAGCGUGCACAGGACCCGGCCAUGGUGCAUUACAUCUACCAGCGCUUUCAGGUCUUGGAGCAAGGACUGGAAAAAUGUACUCAAGCAACAAGAGCAUACAUUCAAGACUUUCGAGAAUUCUCAAAAAACAUAUCGAUUAUGCUGGGGAGAUGCCAGAUGGACACCAGUGAUUAUAAGAGUGCAGUAAAUAAUCUGGCGAUGAGAGUGGAACGGGCCCAACGGGAGAUUGACUACCUGGAAUAUCUUCGAGAAUCUGACAUAUGCAUAGAGUCAGAAGAAAAGACCCUGGCAGAAAAGCUCCUUCAGGAAGCUGAAGAAGACCAAAAGGUCCGAACUCUGCUCAAUGCAAGCUGUAACAAUAUGCUGAUGGGUAUAAAGUCCCUGAAAAUAGUGAAGAAGACAAUGGACACAGACGGCUCUUGGAUGAAAGAUGCUGGCAGUGAGUCUGCGAAGGUGUAUUUACUAAUUGGAUCCAGAAACAAUACUGUCUGGGAAUUUGCAAACUUACGAGCAUUCAUGGAGGACAGCACCAAGCCAGCCCCACGGAAGCUAAUUCUGCCUCUCUCCUGGAAGGGAUCAGGUCAAGUGGUCUAUAAAGGCUUUCUAUUUUUUCACAACCAAGCAACUUCUAAUGAGAUCAUCAAAUAUAAUCUACAGAAGAGGACCGUGGAAGACCGAAUGCUACUCCCAGGAGGGGCAGGGCGAGCGCUGGUUUACCAGCAUUCUCUGUCCACUUACAUUGACCUGGCUGUGGAUGAGCAUGGACUCUGGGCCAUCCACUCAGGCCCAGGUAUCCAAGGCCAUUUGGUUCUCACAAAGAUUGAGCCUGGCACACUUGGAGUGGAGCACUCAUGGGACACACCAUGCCGAAGCCAGGAUGCGGAAGCCUCAUUCCUCUUAUGUGGGGUUCUUUACGUAGUCUAUAGUUCUGGUGGCCAGGGCCCUCAUCGCAUCACAUGCACCUAUGAUCCCCUGGGGACUAUCAGGGAAGAGGAUCUGCCCAACUUGAUUUUCCCCAGGCGGCCAAGAACACACUCCAUGAUCCAUUACAACCCCAGGGAUAAGCAGCUCUAUGCAUGGAAUGAAGGAAACCAGAUCAUUUACAAACUCCAGACAAAGAGAAAGCUGCCUCUGUAAUAGUGAAUGGCCUCUAGGAGAGAGAGCAAAAUGGCUGUCCAGGACACUGAAGCCACAACCCCUUGAUGUAGUAGCAUUCUCUUAUCACACCCAGGAAUAGGUCUAGCGAGUGAAUACAUGUAUGUCUUUCCCAAAUGUCACAGACUUAGCUAGUUUCCAGGAGCUUAGGAAUUUUCAACAUCUAUUUUUCAUUCCCACCCCCAGUUCCCCAAGGUCUCCUACCUUCUGAGCUUAUUUCCAGCCUUCUUUUUCUGCUUUCCUUCAUUUGUUAUAAAUCUGUCUCUCCUCCUCAAAUAAUCAGAAUCCUGCCUCCCUCGGAUACUUAUUGGCUUUUUCUCCUCUGGCCUUUGAUCAGGCUCAAAUGCUUACAAACACCCUUUCAAUUUUUUUUUAUCCUACAGCUAAAUUAUUAUUUCUUAUUGACAUUUAUUUUCUUCUUUAUUUGUGCUUUCCCCAAGUUGGUAGAGAUAGUAAUAGAGUAAGAACGUGAACAUUUUGAAUGACAACGUCUGUAUGUUAUUUUCCUUUCCAACCUUGUGAGAUGUGUACAAGUCUUUACAAAUUGCUGUGAUGAGGAGAAAUAUUUAGGUGAGUUAUUCAAAGUAGCACAACUGUAAAAUUAAAGAGCUAGAAAAUACCACAAAUCUUUUGGUUUUUACAUCACCCAAGGAAAUAUCAAAUAUGUAUUAUUUGUUCACCCCACCCUUUAUAAUCAAUGUGUUCAUUGGUUCAGCUUUAAAAUAAUAGUCUCUUCCUUUUGCCAAGUUUUUACAUCUGCAAAAUACCUUUUUAUAGGUAUUUCCUACAGAAACCCAGCCUGAGGGUGAAGACCCCCACCUCUAGCCUCAUCUUGUCUUACUGUCAUCUGCUCCUCUCUUCUUGGUUUAAAUACAAUAAAAAUGACAUUGAG